Messenger RNA from Adineta steineri, 606 nucleotides. The record is from the annotation of a GenBank genome assembly. Lineage: Eukaryota; Metazoa; Rotifera; Eurotatoria; Adinetida; Adinetidae.
AUGGUGGCAAAUAUGAUCAUGCGGUUAAUGGCUAUGAAUUCGAUACAACUUCACAGAGGUAUUGUGCAAAUAUGUCCACCAGAUAGUGAAGUCAUAGAUGGUAUUGGUGGAUGUGCUAACAAAACAACCAACACCACAAUAUUUCCAGCUGGAUCUCGAUGUGCUUCAAAGCCUUGCGGAGAUAGGGGUGUUUGUUUUGAUUUUCCAUCAGCUAAUGGAUAUUAUUGUGAAUGUUCUUAUCCAUAUACAGGUCUUAAUUGUCAAGCAGAAUACCGAGAAUGUCCUCGAUUUGCAUGUGGUAACAGAACAUCAAAGAUUGUUCCAAUGUGUUCUGAUUAUACAUCGGACAAAGCUCUUCCUUACAUUUGCACUUGUUUGAUGCUCAAUGCUCCUGUAGAAAUGAGGUUUGCACUCAAUAAUUGUCACAAUGAAAAGUUAUUCUCACUGAAUUGUGGUGGAGCAGAACGUGUUGGUGCAGUACCAUUUACUAACAAAGGCUUCUAUAUUUGCUCUGGUUCAGUAGGAGUAUCGGUGAGAUCAUGUGACUUACAUCAUGUGUGGAAUGACACACAAAAAGAAUGUGUACCUGAACAUACACCACCUUAA